Messenger RNA from Strongyloides ratti, 1554 nucleotides. RefSeq names its product Succinyl-CoA:3-ketoacid coenzyme A transferase 2, mitochondrial. Gene Ontology annotation, molecular function: succinyl-CoA:3-oxo-acid CoA-transferase activity. NCBI's taxonomy places the organism in Eukaryota, Metazoa, Nematoda, Chromadorea, Rhabditida, Strongyloididae. Bases 1 to 1554 code for a protein of 517 amino acids. The record is from RefSeq and is a predicted model, not a curated record. Gene Ontology annotation, cellular component: mitochondrion. Gene Ontology annotation, biological process: ketone body catabolic process. The transcript has 2 exons.
AUGAUUAUAGGAAAAUUAAAUAAAUCUAAAUUUUCUUCACUUGUUAAAAGUAUUUACCUUAGAUCGAUUUCAACAUCUUCUAGACUAGAGGCAAAUUUUUACAAAACUCCUGAUGAAGCUAUUAUUGACAUAAAAGAUGGUUCAAAAUUGCUAGUUGGUGGUUUUGGACUUUGUGGUAUUCCAGAAAAUUUAAUUGAUGCAUUAGUUAGAAAAGGAGUGAAAGAUUUAACUUGUGUUUCAAAUAAUGCCGGAACUGAUAAUCAUGGUUUAGGAAAAUUAUUACAAUCAAAACAAAUAAAAAAAAUGAUUUCUUCUUAUGUAGGAGAAAAUAAAUUAUUUGCAAAACAAUAUUUAGAAGGUGAUAUUGAAUUAGAAUUUACACCCCAAGGAACAUUAGCAGAAAGAAUUCGUGCUGGUGGAGCUGGUGUGCCUGCAUUUUAUACUCCAACAGGAUAUGGUACAUUGGUUCAGAAAGGAGGUGUACCAAUGAAAUAUAGUAAUAGUGAAAAAAAUAAGGUUGUUGUUUCAAGUAAACCAAAGGAAGUAAGAAUGUUUAAUGGUAUUAACUAUGUUCUUGAAGAAGCAAUUCAAGGUGAUUUUUCUUUAAUAAAAGCAUGGAAAGCUGACAAACUUGGUAAUGUAGUUUUUAAACAUACUGCACAAAAUUUUAAUACCCCUAUGUGUAAAGCAUCAAAAUGUACAAUAAUUGAAGUUGAAGAAAUUGUUGAAGUUGGAGAAUUGAAUCCAACAAAUAUUCAUGUUCCAUCUAUAUAUAAUCAUAGAAUUAUUUGUGGAAAGAAUUAUUUAAAACCCAUUGAAAAACUUAUGUUUAAAGAAGAAUCUGAUCAUAAAACAGGUGACAAAAAAAAUUCAAAUGUUGUAAAAUCACGUGAUUUUAUUGCUUCAAGAGCAGCAUUGGAAUUUACUGAUGGAAUGUACGCGAAUCUCGGAAUUGGAAUUCCAACUCUUUGUCCAAAUUAUAUUCCAAAAGGAAUGACCGUUCAUUUACAUUCUGAGAAUGGAAUUUUAGGUGCUGGCCCUUAUCCAGAACAUGGUAAAGAGGAUGCAGAUUUGAUUAAUGCUGGUAAAGAAACAAUAUCUUUACAACCAGGUGCUUCUAUAUUUUCAUCAGAUGAAGCUUUUGCUAUGGUUAGAGGUUCUCAUGUUGAAAUAACAAUUCUGGGUGCAUUACAAGUUUCUUCUCAUGGUGAUUUAGCUAAUUGGAUGGUACCAGGAAAAAUGGUUAAAGGCAUGGGAGGUGCAAUGGAUCUAGUGUCAGCUCCAGGAGCUCGAGUAAUUGUUACUAUGGAACAUAUAGAUAAAGAUAAAAAACCUAAAAUUUUAGAAGGAUGUAAUUUACCUCUUACUGGUAGAAAGUGCGUAUCAAGAAUAAUUACUGAUAUGGCAGUAUUUGACGUAUGUCAUAAAAAUGGAUUAACUUUAAUUGAAAUAAGAAAUGGUUUGACGAUUAAUGAUAUAAGAAAAAACACAGGAUGUACUUUUAGAAUCCACAAGAAUUUAAAACUUAUGGGACAAAGUAUGCUAAAUCAAUAA